Drosophila obscura is the source of this 1414-nucleotide messenger RNA. RefSeq lists its product as uncharacterized. NCBI's taxonomy places the organism in Eukaryota, Metazoa, Arthropoda, Insecta, Diptera, Drosophilidae. The record is from RefSeq and is a predicted model, not a curated record.
AUGAGCUUACACCUGCGAGGUAUCCUUGGAAUGUUUUACCUGCUGGCAGCCACGGUAGCUCUGGCCGUGCAUGGGACAGAGGCUCAGUUCUACUACCCGAUGGCAAUGCCGGUGCCGGCCACUACGAAUCUACCGGAGCUCUCAGUGGAGCACCGGCAACGCUUCUUGCUCUACAACCCCUUCAAUGGCCAGCAGCUGGAGCCGCUGCGAUACAUGUCCUUUCUGAGGGGCGGCAAGGCGCCAGGCGGAGCAGUCAGUGGGAACCUUGUGGAGCUGCCGCAGCUGUGGCAGCCCUGCUCCUGCGCUGAGUUCACCUGUCGGUGCUGCCUCGGCCUGGUCUUCGGAUUCGGGGAGUCCUUCAACCAGCGAGUGUGCACGUCCAUCGAGUACAGCCGGGCCGAGCUGGGGCUCCGCCUGAACAUCGAAGUUAACCAGCGGUCUGUGGCCAACUUUGGCUUCUCGGCCCGCAAUCCGCCGGACUACUGCGUCCCGCUGCUUCUGCCGCUCCCGCUGUUCAGCUGCCUACGGCUCUACGACAUCCAGGCCUACGGAGAGGGCAACGUGCAGGUCUGCAUCUCGGUGGUGUUCAAGGUGCUGGUCAGCCAGUUCUUCGAGUAUCGCUUCAAUUGCAUCCGCUUUGGAGUCAAUGGAGUGUACUUUGUGCCCGACUCGCAACAGCAGGACCAGGACCAAGGCCAAGGCCAGGCCGUGGAAGUGGAGCUGGACAAGAAAAUGGACGCACAAGCACAAGAGCAGGGCUCCCAGCGCUUCAAUCUCGCUAAUGACAAAUUGGCCUCUGGCAGCCGCUUGGAUUUCCAUCCCAUCUAAUGUGUGUCUUUCUCUUGUUGUCUACCAUUUUUCAUCAUGAUCCAUUCCAUUCCAUGCCUCAUUCUACGAGUAUUACACGUUAAGUGAAAAAGUGAAAUUUCUGUUAAUUAAAAAGCUUUUUAUUCCGAGCCCCAACCUCACCAGCGCUGACGAACUGAGCGCUAUGAAAAUUGUGAAAAUUGCCAAUAAAACUCGAGCCUUACUUCGGUUUUGUGUGAGCGAUGAUGCGACUGCCUCAGAUUUGUAUCUCAGCCAUGGCACACACACACACACACACACACUGUGCACCCAGGCUUCUGCUCUGCAUGAGAGUGUAAAAUAUACUUACAAUAUAGUAUAUACUUACUCUUACUCGUACAACACACCUACUUCUGGCCACUUUCGUUAACGAGCGCGCACAUGGCAAUUAUUUUUCUGGUCGCUAUCGGCGCACUCAUCUGAGGCAUCUUCUGCCUGACUACUUAUGCUCCGAAUGGAGGAGAGGCGAGGCUAGGGCUGGCCCAGACGGAGACGCAGACUUUCGACCCCCUAAAUUGUUGUGGUAGAUCCGUAGGGUGUCCCUACGACAUACCGAAUAGACCAUGAA